AUGGUGCAAAAGGAACGUCAGCCGUUCAGCGAAUUUUUAACGGAACUUCGUGCACAAAUCGAACGCUGUGAAUUCAAUUGCACAUGUGGAUUGUCGUACGAAAGUCGGAUGCUGCGUGAUCGCAUAAUCACUGGAGUGUAUGACAAGAAACUCCAGUUGAAAUUACUCGAUGGUCGUGAUGAAACAUUGGAUCGUGUGGUGGACAUAUGCAAAACGUUUGAAUCAGCAAAUGUUCACAAAGGCAUUUUGGCAUCGAAACAGUCAAUUGCGGCAAUAGCCCUAUCGGAAAACACAGACACCGAUUCAGUUGAUGCAAUCAACAUGGGCAAGAAACGUACGUGCUUCAACUGUGGUGGCGAUUGGGACAGAGAGCAUAAGAGCAAAUGUCCAGCCAAGAACUUCACGUGCCAAUGCGGGAAAAAGGGUCAUUUUCGCCGAAUGUGUCGAAGCAAAGGAAAGAAAUCGGAAGUUUCAUCAUCGGGUAGAUCUCAGUCGAAAUCGAAUGACAAGUCAGCUGUUGACAGUCUCCGUUGGAACGAUGUUUCAUCGUCAGAAUAA
Sitodiplosis mosellana (orange wheat blossom midge) is the source of this 558-nucleotide messenger RNA. RefSeq lists its product as uncharacterized. Bases 1 to 558 code for a protein of 185 amino acids. Lineage: Eukaryota; Metazoa; Arthropoda; Insecta; Diptera; Cecidomyiidae. The transcript has 2 exons. The record is from RefSeq and is a predicted model, not a curated record.